UAGUAAGUAGUCUCUCCCUUCUUCGCACCGAGUGUCAUUAAGGAGUGCCGAUCGCGAUAAACAAAUGAAGACCUGUACGAUAUUUUAUUUCCUUUUACUGGGAGUUUGGACGACAAUUCCUCCAAUGGUCAUAACAUGGAUAGCUGUCGAAGACAUUCUGUGCGGGGUCCUUUUGUCGUCAACCGUUAUUCUCAUUUCUUUCUCAUUUGCAGAUAUGUUAAGCAAAUGCCUCAGUCCUUCAAUCGUGAGGAGAAUAUAUUUUACUUCUUCGUUUGUUUUCCUCACUGCAUUACUGAGUGGAUCGGUUGUUCUGAUAGUGGCUGUUGAUGAUAUUCGUGUCAGAAUCGUUGGAGUUGGGCUUCUUGGUCUUUCUAAUGGUUUUAAUAGAAUCGCCUGCGUGAGGAUGCUUGCCUAUUACGAAAAAGCGGAACUUCUCGCUUCUGCCUAUCAAUAUGGUAUCAACUUUUCGACAUUUUUGACGUCAAUUGGAUACAUGGGAUUAACAACCUGGCUGCGUGUUAACCCACGUAUCGCUAUAGCUUCUUGCAUCCCGAUAUGUUUCUUCCCGCUUGUUGUUUACGCUUUGUUAGACAAAACUCCCUUGAAAGAUCACCUUAGUACAAGCCAAUACCAACCCUUGGAAGUAGAUUUUACUGUUGAACAUUCCUACAAGCCUACAGCAACUUCAACAUCAAUCUUAACACAAAAACUAGAGUUUCUGUUCAAAGUAUUUCCCUUCGUCUCGUACACCUUUUUGUCCAAUUUUUGCCUACAUUUGUCAAUGGUCGCUGUCCUGACAACCCUCACGUUCCCCUCUUCGCCAUUUCAGCCUCGUGACCACUUUUUGUACUACAGGCUCUUGAGUGAUACUGGAAUUUGGGCGGGCGGUGCAAGUCUUCUAGUCUCGUAUUUAUGCCCAGAAUGGAUCGAUGUCUUAAGGAUCCGUAAGAUAUGGCUUCUAGUUUUGCUGAAUGUUAGCCAUUUCCUUUUCUUCAUUUUCGCAUCAUGGUUUCGUUUCCUCCCUAGCGUCAUACCUGUGUUGGUGUUAAGUUUUACCCAGGGUGUUGUAUACGGGUUAUCUCUGAUUUAUUCUUUGAUGGAUGCAGCGACGUCAUUUCCUUGUCCAAAGGAUAAUGGCACAGCAAUGGGUUUUGUAGAGGUUGGACUUUCACUGGGUCGGGUUGCUGCAGGAAUUCUGGGAAUCGUCACGGAAAAACAUCUGAGAGAGCACUGCACUUAUAACUUAUUGCUGGGUCAAUUCUGUUUGGCAAGACACAAAGUAUGCUGAAUGGAGCACAAACUACCAAACUGCAGAAACACCACUGAGUUACUUACAAAUGUAACUAGACUCAAUAAGGUAGAUGGCCUGUCUAGAUUUUAAAGUCAAGACUUUUUAAAAAAACUGAAAUAAACCAUCCUUGUUUUAAAAUAACACUUAUUAGUCAAAUCCAACUAGCGGUUUAUCAUCAAUGCUGCAUUUUAAAUGGAUGAGCUACUCAGCUAGGCUAUAAAAAAACCAAAAUUGGUUAUCUUCGAAGUAGGGGCACAGUGUAACCAGGGAGGGGCAUGCGCAUCCCCUGCACCCCUACCCUGGAUCCUCCCCUGAUAUUAUUUGUUUUUAUUGUAAUUUAUUUACACCUGGUUGCGGAGACGUUGUCAUGGGGA
Molecule: messenger RNA, 1665 nt
Organism: Actinia tenebrosa (Australian red waratah sea anemone)
Lineage: Eukaryota; Metazoa; Cnidaria; Anthozoa; Actiniaria; Actiniidae
Biological process (GO): regulation of intracellular pH
Cellular component (GO): membrane; vacuole
Source: RefSeq, a predicted model, not a curated record